AUGUCUCGUCCUCAAACUUCCGUUUUACUAUUAUGGAACAAUUCGUUCGAAGUUAUCUUUUUUCCUUCUAUUCUUCGCAUUUCCAAUAUUCCCAGGGAUGGUCCCCUUACUACUGCCCUUGGAGACUCUUCUUUGUCCAGCCCGCCGGGGACAGCUUUAUUUUCAGUAGCUGUUUGGGUUGAGACGCUUGUAUAG
Messenger RNA from Diversispora eburnea, 195 nucleotides. The record is from the annotation of a GenBank genome assembly. NCBI's taxonomy places the organism in Eukaryota, Fungi, Glomeromycota, Glomeromycetes, Diversisporales, Diversisporaceae.